UCUCAGUCCCUCCUGCCUACCCUCUGUACUGCCCCCAGGAUGGGCAGCAGGAGCUGGAGCUGGGCUCUGGUCUGGGCCUCUGUGGCCUUGCUCAUGGUGUGGCCAGCAGAGAGCCAGGGUCAGGCAGAGCUGAGCUCAGAGCAUCCAGAACUCACCGGAGACAGUCAGAAAGUGUAUAGUGCCCCCACAUCCACACCCACGAGGCAUGUCACCUUCAUCCCGCCUAUCACUGCCUUCCCUAGCAUGAGCGCCUUACACCUGGCACACAAUGGGAGAGUGUGCAGCACGUGGGGUGACUUCCAUUACAAGACCUUUGACGGUGACGUGUUCCGCUUCCCUGGCCUCUGUAACUAUGUCUUCUCUUCACACUGCGGGGCCACCUACGAGGACUUCAACAUCCAACUGCGCCGUGGUCUUGAGGGUUCGAGGCCCACGGUCACCUACGUGCUCCUCAGGGCCCAGGGGCUGGUGAUUGAGCUGUCCCAUGGCUCUGUCCUGGUGAACGGACAUCGGGAGAAGCUGCCCUACAGCCGUGCAGGUCUUCUGAUGGAGAAGAGCAGUGGCUAUGUGAAAAUCAGUAUCCGCCUAGUCCUCACCUUCCUGUGGAAUGAAGAAGACAGCGCCCUGCUGGAACUGGACUCCAAAUACACCAACCAGACGUGUGGGCUGUGCGGUGACUUCAACGGGCUCCCAGCUGUCAGUGAGUUCUACACCCACAACACCAGGCUGACCCCUGUGCAGUUUGGAAACCUGCAGAAGCUGGAUGGUCCCACAGAGCAGUGCCAGGAUGUCCUACCCUCAGCUGUCAGCAACUGCACAGAUAGCGAGGACAUCUGCCGUCACACCCUGCUUGGCCCUGCCUUUGACAAGUGCACCGCUCUGGUAGAUGUCAGCAUGUACUUGGAUGCCUGUGUCCAGGACCUGUGCCGCUGUCCCACCUGCCCAUGUGCCACUUUUGCCGAAUAUUCUCGCCAGUGUGCCCAUGCAGGGGGCUACCCACAGAACUGGAGGCGUCCUGAUCUCUGCAAUUGGACAUGCCCUUUCAACAUGGAAUACCAAGAGUGCAGCUCACCCUGUGUGGAUACCUGCUCUAACCCCCAGCGCUCUCAACUCUGCGAGGACCACUGCAUGGAUGGCUGCUUCUGUCCUCCAGGAACUGUGCUGGACGAUGUCAGACAUUUGGGCUGCCUGCCCCUCGAGCAGUGCCACUGUACCCAUGGUGGCCACAUUUAUGCCCCUGGAGAGUCCUUCAACACCAGCUGUAGGUCCUGCACCUGCUUCGGGGGACUGUGGAAGUGCCAAGACCUGCCGUGCCCUGGCACCUGCUCUGUGCAAGGCGGGUCCCACAUCUUUACCUUUGACGAGAAACUCUACAAUGUGCAUGGAGACUGCAGCUACAUCCUGACCAAGAAAUGUGCAGAUAGCGGCUUCACCGUGCUGGUUGAUCUUCGGAAGUGUGGAGUGACAGAUACGGAGAACUGCCUCAAAGCAGUGACACUAAACCUCAAUAGUGGGGACAUGGUCAUCCAGAUCCAGGCCAACGGUGCUGUGUUCCUGAACUCCAUCUUUACGCAGAUGCCCUUGUCAGCAGGCAACAUUACCAUCUCCAAGCCAUCAUCCUUCUUCAUCAUAGUACAGGCGGGAAUGGGGCUGCAGCUUCAAGUGCAGCUGGUGCCCCUCAUGCAGGUGUUUGUCCGGCUGGACCGCUCCUACCAAGGCCAGAUGUGUGGCCUAUGUGGAAACUUCAACCAGAACCAGGCUGAUGACUUCACAGCCCUCAGUGGGGUGGUGGAGGGCACAGGAGCAGCCUUCUCCAACACCUGGAAGACUCAAGCCUCCUGCCCCAACUCCAAGAACACCUAUGAGGACCCCUGCUCAUACAGUGUGGAGAACGAGAACUUCGCCCGGGAGUGGUGCUCGAUGCUCACGGAAAGCUCGGGAGUUUUCUCAGCCUGCCAUGCCACUGUUAGCCCAGUGCCCUUCUACUCGAACUGCUUGUUUGACACGUGUAACUGUGAGAACAGUGAGGACUGCAUGUGUGCAGCCCUGUCCUCCUAUGUGUUUGCCUGUGCUGCCAAAGGUGUGCUGCUCAGUGGCUGGAGGGACAAAGUCUGCUACAAGUACACGAACAACUGCCCCCAAACCAAGGGCUACUCCUAUUCAGUGAGUUCUUGCCAACCUACCUGUCGCUCUCUGAGUGAGGCCGAUGUCACCUGCAGCAUCCCCUUUGUGACGGUGGAUGGCUGCACCUGCCCUGAAGGCACCUUCCUGAAUGACAAGGACCACUGUGUGCCAGUGGAGGAGUGCCCUUGCUACUUCCAUGGAACUGUGGUGGCUCCCGGAGAGGUUGUCACAGACAAUGGUGUGGUGUGCUCGUGUACAAACGGGAGAUUGACCUGCCUGGGAGCCCUGAUGCAGAAGAGCACAGAGUGUCAGGCACCUAUGGUCUACCUGGAUUGUAACAAUGCCUCAGUGGGUCACCAUGGGGCUGAAUGCCUCAAAAGCUGCCACACACUGGAUGUGGAAUGUUUCAGCACACAGUGUGUCUCGGGUUGCGUGUGUCCCUCUGGGCUGGUAGCAGAUGGGAAUGGGGGCUGUGUUGCUGAGGAAGACUGCCCCUGCGUACACAAUGAGGUCACAUAUAGACCUGGGGAGAGCAUCCGGGUAGACUGCAAUAACUGCACCUGCAAGAACCGCCGGUGGGAAUGCACCAACCAGCCCUGCAUGGGUGCCUGUGUGGCCUACGGGGAUGGCCACUUUGUUACCUUUGAUGGUGAACGCUACAUCUUUGAAGGCAGCUGCGAGUAUACCUUGGCUCAGGACUACUGCAGAGGCAACACCAGUACUGAUGGAACCUUCCGUAUUAUCACUGAGAAUGUCCCCUGUGGGACCACGGGAACCACCUGCUCCAAGACCAUCAAGAUCUUUGUGGAGAACUACGAGCUGAUUCUUCAUGAGGGGAACUUUAAGGUGGUAGAGCAAGGGCCAAGUGGAGACUCUCCGUACAAGAUCAGAUUCAUGGGCAUCUUCCUGGUCAUUGAGAUCCGCAGCGGGAUAGUCGUGUCCUGGGACAGGAAGACCAGUGUGUUUGUCCGGCUGCAGCAGCAUUACAAGGGCAAGGUCUGUGGCCUGUGUGGGAACUUUGAUGACAAUGCCAUCAAUGACUUCACCACACGCAGCCAGUCUGUGGUGGGCGAUGUGCUGGAGUUUGGAAAUAGUUGGAAGUUCUCCCCAUCCUGCCCAGACGCCCCAGUUCCCAAGGACCCCUGCAUUGCAAACCCUUACCGCAAGUCCUGGGCCCAGAAAAAAUGCAGCAUCAUCAACAGCGCAACUUUCGCUGCCUGCCACUCUCAGGUUGACUCUACAAAAUACUAUGAAGCCUGUGUGCAUGAUGUAUGUGCCUGUGACUCAGGGGGUGACUGCGAGUGUUUCUGCACCGCUGUGGCUGCCUAUGCCCAGGCCUGCCGUGAUGUGGGAGUGUGCUUGUCCUGGAGGACGCCGGAUAUCUGCCCUCUUUUCUGUGACUACUACAACCCUCAUGGGGAAUGUGAGUGGCAUUAUCAGCCCUGUGGAGCCCCCUGUCUGAAGACUUGUCGGAACCCAGCUGGACACUGCCUCGUUGACCUGCCAGGCCUGGAAGGCUGCUACCCACAGUGCCCACCCAGCCAGCCCUUCUUCAGUGAGGACCAGAUGAAGUGUGUGGCCCAGUGUGGCUGCUACGAUGAUGAUGGAAACUACCAUGACAUUGGCACACAGGUGCCUAAAACUGAGAAUUGCCAGAGUUGUCUCUGCACCCCUGGUGGCCUCCAGUGUGUUUACAACCUUACAGCCUGCACAUGCACCUAUGAGGGCCGCACCUACAACUACAAUGAUGUUGUCUACAACACCACGGAUGGCCUCGGCGCCUGCUUAGUAGCCAUCUGCAAAGACAAUGGGACUAUAGCACGCACAACUGAAGUGUGCCAUGAAGUCCCGUCUACCACACCGUUCACAUUCACCACCACCCUGGCACCCCUUGCCACAAACGGCUCAGCUCCCACUGUGUCUACUGUGUGUGUUCAUGAGGUCUGCCACUGGUCCAUUUGGUAUGAUGAGAGCCAUCCAGAGGCUGGCAUGUCAGGCGGGGACUUUGAAACAUUUGAGAACCUGAGGAAGAAAGGGCACCAGGUGUGCCAAACCCCACUUGGCAUCGAAUGCCGUGCAGUGAAAUUCCCCAGCAUGGACUUGGAGAAUCUGGGUCAGAAGGUAAACUGUGACCCAUCCUCUGGGCUGAGCUGCUUCAACAGUGAACAGAGCCCCCCACUGUGCCACGACUAUGAGAUGAGGGUUCUCUGUUGUGAUUAUGUGCCCUGUGGCUCAUCUCUGACCUUGGGUGUAAGUACCACCCCCUCCCAGCCUGGCACCAGCAGAAGACCCUCUUCGUCUACACUUACCACUCACACAGCAUCCUCAGAAUCACAGCCCUGGACCAGAGAAGAGAAAAAGACAUCAGUGGAUAAAACUCAAAGCUCAAGGCAAACAGUUCCAUUUACCUCAAACAGCAGACCUACUUCACCUCCAUUGUCAUCUAGGAACUCAGCCAGCAGCCUGCCCCUGUCCAGCCCUACCUGGACUACAAGAUUGAAAGCGACCAACGAGAACACAAUGCUUAGCUCACGGACAACAACAGCAUUCACUUCACAAACCAGGUCCAGUUCAAGGCCCAGCACAGUCACACAGACAGUCAGCAGCCCUGAGACCUCCUCCACCACCUGCCAACCCCGAUGUCAGUGGACAAGGUGGAUCGAUGUAGACUACCCUGUGCUCUGUUGUAGUGUUANCCACUGCCAGGGAUCUACCACCCCUGCAGGGUCAGCCCCCACAACAGGAACUGCCCCCACUGCCACUUCUGGGACUGCCACACAUACUUCCUGGCCUGUGUCCAGCGUGCCUACCAGCACCAGCACCACAGAGUCAUUUUCUUCCUCUGGAAAAACCACAAUCCUUACCACAGCUUCUUCUUUAGCCACAGGCACACCCAGAGAGACUCAAACCUCAUCCUUGCUAACCACUGGUCUCUCCUCAGCCCUUACAACCUCAGGGACCACUUCCACAGGGUGUAAAUCUCAAUGCAUCUGGACAGACUGGCUGGACAGUGACAAACCCCAACCUGGCCAGUUUGAAGGAGACAUCGAGACCUACUAUCAUAUUCAGAACAAGACAGGUAUCAAGAUAUGCAAGAAACCCGUGGACAUUGAGUGCGAGGCCGUCCUCUUUCCCAAUGUGUCCUUCCAGAAGCUAGGUCAGGAGGUGGUUUGUAAUGUGGACUUUGGACUCAUCUGUAGGAACAGCAAGCAGAAUGACAACCAAACCUGUUUCAACUACCAUAUCCGUGUCCUCUGCUGUGAGGAAGAUACGAGCUGUAUUGGCACAACUGUACCACUGUCUACAACCUCCACAUCAGCACCUGGGUUUUCCAGCACGGUCUCCACGUCCACAAGCAAGUGGCCAUCACAGGAGCCAAAACCCUCAACUUCAUUCACAACUCAAAGUAGACCCUCUACCCCUAGGACGGAGAAGAUCGUCUCCAUCUCCACAGCUAGGACUACUGGGAGUCUCCCUGCCUCCAGUCUCUCUACCCUUCCAGCCUCUCCCACCAGCCUUCUCCAAACUUCAAAAGAGCCACACUCAGGUAAACCAAGCACAAGUUCAUGGACAGCCUCCUCCAAUGUCCCGAGCACUGCCAAGCCGACCACCUCCACUGGCAAACAGUUCUCUAGAACAAAAACCACAUUGUGGAAUAGCCUCCCUUCUAGUACCCCAACCAUGGCCACCAGAUCCAUCCAUCCCAUUUCUACCACAAUGACAACCAAGAAUCCUCAAACACGAGUCACCAAUGACAUUUCCAAAAGCAACUCUAUCUUGCCUAGUAGGCCCCAUAUCACAACAUCUUCAGCCACAGCAACAAGUGGGAGUCAGAUCAGCAAGUCAUACUUCUCUACCUCCCUGACCACUCCUGGGCCCUCCAGUCCUCCUCAUGGAGGCACUACCACACAUCCAGCCACAGCUGUCUCCAUGACUAGAGCAGUUACUGAGACCCUGUCCUCAAGACCCCAUGCAGGGUCAGCCCCAAUGACUGGAUCAGCAACUACUGCCAGUCAGACCCUGAGUUCUAUGCCUCAUCCCAACACUACUCUGUCCAUGACCAGUCCUCACUCGGCCUCCACCACAGUAGCAACAAGCAUCUCGAGUGUCACAGAAACCAGCAGUCCAAGAAGCGUCUCCUCAAGUCAUUCAACACCCAAGAACUUGCCCGAGACAUUACAGUCGACGACUGGCUUGACAACACAGCAAACUUCGUCAACUGGAAUCUGGACAAGUAUACUUACGGGUACAGCUGGCACUGUCUCCUCAACAUCUCUGUCCACCAGCCUAGAGUCUACCACAGGCAUAACAGAGGUGUCUACCAGUAUACCCAUGACACCUACCCUACCAGUAACUGUGACUAGUGCUACUACCCCCCAGGGCACAACACACUGCCCGCCCAAGUGUAAGUGGACUGAAUGGUUUGAUGUGGACUCCCCGACCUCGGGAGCAGUAAAAGGGGACAUGGAAACCUAUGAAAACAUCAGGGCCUCUGGUAAGAAGAUAUGCCAGGCACCAGAGAAAAUUGAGUGUCGGGCAGAGAACUACCCUGCAGUGAGCAUUGAUAAGGUUGGCCAAGUAGUAAGCUGCAACCUGGAAACGGGGCUGGUCUGCAAAAAUGAGGAUCAGAAAGAUGAUUUCAAAAUGUGCUUUAACUACAAUAUACGUGUGCUUUGCUGUGAUGACUAUAGCCACUGUCCUACUACUCCUUACAGCACCAUCAAGUCUCCCCUGGUCCCUUUCACAACCUCAGUGUCCUUGAGCACGGAGUCCACCUUUCUUACUAACCGUCCCGCCAGCUCUUCAGGGCCAAGCACCCAAGCAUCCACAUGGUCUACGCUUCCUGACUCAGGCUGUGCGCCUCGCUGCAAAUGGACAGAGUGGUUUGACGCAGACUUCCCUAACCCCGGCCCCAGAGGUGGGGACUUUGAGGUCUAUGCAGUAUUUCGUGAGGUUGGCUACAUCUUCUGUGAUCAGCCCAAGGACAUCCAGUGCCGUUCAGAAAAGGAGCCAGACAGGCCCCUGGAAACUCUAGAGCAGGUGGUCCAGUGUGAUGUGCGAUUCGGGCUGAUAUGCAAAAAUAUCAACCAAUCGGGACCUUUGCAGUAUUGUGACAACUACCACGUGCGCCUCCUCUGCUGUGACAACUAUAGCCACUGUACCACGUCACCCAUGGCCACCAUGUCCACUGCUCCUUUUUCCUCUCACCUGCCAUCUACUCACACUGCCCUGGCUUUGAAUACCACGACGUUUCCCCCUGGACUCAGUAGUUCCAGUGAGCCCCACUCCUCUUCCCUGAUGUCUACUCACACCUCCACAAUGUUGACCACCGAGACUUCACCUAUAGCCACUGGCCCCACUGUGGCCCCCUCCUCAACCUCAGGGACCCCUCAUGCCCCCAAAGUCUCCCCCAGCAGCCAGGUGACCUUCAGUGUGUCUACUGCUUCUUCCUCCGUCUUCAGUACCCCCAGGACUGUCUUUUCCAGCCAUACAUCUUUGUCGUCAACCUGCUUCUGUCAGGCAUUUGGGCAGCUGUUCUUACCUGGGGAUAUCAUCUACAAUAAGACUGAUGGAGCUGGCUGCCAAUUCUAUGCCAUCUGCAACCAGUAUUGUGAUGUUGACCGCUUCCAGGGUACCUGCCCCUCCUCUUCACCUCCAAUGUCCUCUACCCCUGCAUCUUUGCCUCCCCUGCUUCCUGGCUGUGAUAAUGCCAUCCCUCCCCGGCAGGUGAAUGAGUCUUGGACCCUGGAGAACUGCACAGUGGCCAGGUGCCAGGGCAACAAUCAAAUCAUUCUCCUCGAGCCAGAGCCUGUGGACAAUGUCACCUGUGCCAACAAGCACUUGCCUAUCAAAGUGUGGGACCAGGAGCCUUGCCACUUCCACUACGAGUGUGAAUGCUUCUGCAGUGGAUGGGGGCACUCACACUACCUGACAUUCGAUGGCACCUCCUAUACUUUCCUGGACAACUGUACCUCGGUGCUCAUGAGAGAGAUCCACCCUCGCCAUGGUAACCUGAGCAUCCUUGCCCACAGCUACUACUGUGGGGCUACCACAAAUGUCACCUCCUGUCCCCGUGCCCUCAGUGUGUACUACAACUCCAUGGAGAUUAUCCUUACCAUCACCACCAAUGAUGGUGGGAAGGAAGAGAGCCUGAUUAUAUGGGACCAGAUGUGGUUACGGUCAGGUUUCAGUAAGAAUGGCGUGACCGUGUCCUUGAGCGGGGCCACCACAAUGAGUGUCAACAUUUCCACCAUUGGCACCAGCAUCACCUUUGAUGGGAACAUCUUCCAGAUAUGGUUGCCCUACAGAUAUUUCAGCAGCAAUACUGAGGGCCAGUGUGGUACCUGCACAAACAGCCAGACGGACGACUGCCGCCGGCCUGAUGGCACCAUAGCUUCUGACUGCCGGGACAUGGCCAAAGAAUGGCUGGUGCCUGGGAACAGUAGCAGCAGCUGCUUAGCUCAGCCUAGCCCUCCCCCCAGCACCACUCCCCAGACCCCAGUGUCCAGCACACUGACCUCCACCCCAUGCCCCUCUGCACCUCUCUGUGAGCUGAUGCUGAGCCAGGUCUUCGCCGAGUGCCACAGGCUCAUCCCUCCAGAUGCCUUCUUCAGAAGCUGUGUCAGUGACCACUGCAAUGCCAAUAUUACUGACACGCUCUGUCAGAGCCUGGAGGCCUAUGCAGCACUCUGCCGGGCCCAGGAUGUAUGCACUAACUGGCGCAAUGCCACUGGAGGGUUGUGUGACCUCUCCUGUCCACCCACUAAGGAGUACAGGCCCUGUGGACCCCUGCAUCCAGCAUCCUGCAACUCGUGGACCCAGGAGCCUUCAAAUGGGAUGCUGGCCGAGGGCUGCUUCUGCCCCGAGAAUCAGCUCCUCUUCAACUCACGCAUGGACAUCUGUGUGUCAGAGUGUCCCUGCGUGGGACCAGAUGGGCUACCCAAGUUUCCUGGAGAACACUGGAUCAGCAACUGUCAGGCCUGUGUGUGUGACCCCGGCUCUGUGUCAGUCCAGUGUGAGCCAGUGAAGUGUGAGAGCCAGGAUGAACCCCCACAGUGCACAGAAGCUGGCUUUGUGACUGUGACCUGGCCCAGUGCUGACAACCCGUGCUGCUCUGAGACACUGUGUGUUUGCAAUUCAACCACCUGCCCCAAGAGCCUACCCACGUGCGAGCCAGGGUAUGAGCUGGUUCAGACCCAUGAGAAUAGCAGCUGCUGCCCCAGCUACAGCUGUCGACCUAAGCUGUGUAUAUACAAUGACACCAUUUAUGGGGUCGGUACAACCUUCCCAGGGGGUCCCUGCCAGACAUGCACCUGCCUCUCUGAUGGCGACCAAGAGCCAAAAGUAGAGUGUAUGGAGACAAACUGUAGCACCUCUUGUCCGCAGGGCUUCAAGUACACGCUGGUGCCAGGGCAGUGCUGCGGGCAGUGUGUGCAGAGUGCUUGCCUCACACCAGAGGGCCAUGUGGUACAGCCCAAUGAAACCUGGGUGAACAGUCCUGUGGACAACUGCACUGCAUACCGCUGUAUGGCUGAGAAUGGAGUCCAUGUGCUGACCCCAAUCCCCACGUCUUGCCCUGAUGUAUCCAACUGUAUGGGAACCCUAAGGAAAACGGGUUGCUGUUACUCCUGUGAAAAAGAGGACUCAAGUACCUGUCAAGUGCACGUAAAUGCAACAAUCCUGAGGCACAAGGGCUGUGAGACAGAGGUCAACAUCACCUUCUGCGAGGGCUCCUGCUCUGGAAUAUCCAAGUACUCCAUGGAGGCUCAGGCCAUGGAGCGCCAGUGCACCUGCUGUCAGGAGAGCAAGGUCCAUGAUGUAGCUGUAACUCUGCAGUGUUCUGAUGGCACAGUCAUCCAGCACACCUAUACCCACAUCGAUGAGUGCAACUGUGCCCCGGCCUGCAGCUCCCUGCCUGGGACUUCCAUGAUUGCUUCCUAG
Mus pahari (shrew mouse) is the source of this 10065-nucleotide messenger RNA. It is a transcript of the gene Muc5b, whose product is annotated as mucin 5B, oligomeric mucus/gel-forming. Lineage: Eukaryota; Metazoa; Chordata; Mammalia; Rodentia; Muridae. Gene Ontology annotation, molecular function: protein binding. The coding region runs from base 40 to 10065 and encodes 3341 amino acids. The record is from RefSeq and is a predicted model, not a curated record. Gene Ontology annotation, cellular component: extracellular matrix. The transcript has 51 exons.